UUUGUAUUUUUGCCAUGCAACCCUCUUCUAGGGCAUCCACCAUUCGAUGCAGGUUCAUUGUACCCGUUGCCUAGGUGAUAUUGUUCCAUUGUCUACUGGAAACUAUACGCGGAAAGCAGACCGAUAACAGUCUGAAGAUGAUCUGCGGAGCCUAGCGUCUCGGACCCAAUAAUCAACUAAAUAAAGACGAACACACUACACCUUUCCUGUUCUUUUACCCAGGGUUUCGAUCUCAGGAUCUUCCAUUUGCUUCCUGUUUAACGGUUCUUGGUCCCCUGAAACAUUUUCGCAGGCAGACCGGAUUCACCAUGGUGCUUUUGUCUCGCGCGCCUACUGCGGGUAUAUACACCCUUCCCGUAGCAUCUCUCCUAGUCGGAUUUUCGGGCAGCCGUCUCAACUCCCAGCCAACCGCACCACGCCGAGCUCCAUUCCGGCGAUUUCUAUCUACCAACAAAGUUCAGCUUCCCUAUCUCUUUACUGCCGUCAUUUCUUAUCCCAGAAAUCAAGCCAUAUCCAUCUAUCCAUCAUUCACGAGAUUGUCACCAAACUGUCGGUACUCCAUUAAACGUGAGUUGUUCAUACACGGCCGUGCCGCCUAG
Molecule: messenger RNA, 599 nt
Organism: Guyanagaster necrorhizus
Lineage: Eukaryota; Fungi; Basidiomycota; Agaricomycetes; Agaricales; Physalacriaceae
Exons: 3
Coding region: 309-599 (96 amino acids)
Source: RefSeq, a predicted model, not a curated record